Saprolegnia diclina VS20 is the source of this 2453-nucleotide messenger RNA. RefSeq lists its product as hypothetical. Gene Ontology annotation, biological process: intracellular signal transduction. NCBI's taxonomy places the organism in Eukaryota, Oomycota, Saprolegniomycetes, Saprolegniales, Saprolegniaceae. The coding region runs from base 471 to 2432 and encodes 653 amino acids. The transcript has 2 exons. The record is from RefSeq and is a predicted model, not a curated record.
CCGGAAGAUUCGGUUGCUUGCAGCGAGAUGGCACAGGCGUGGGAGGCAAGCGUGCUCGCGGCCUUGGUCGAUGAAGUCGCAUGGGAUGUCUGCCUCGAGAUGCAUCGUCUUGUCAAGACCGAGGCCAUGGACAUCUUGGGGUUGUACGACAUGCCAACGCGAUCCAGCAUGCAGCCCUCCCCGCCUUUAGCCAAAGUCAGCGCAGCCCACGUAACCUGCCCACGCUGCAACGGAAAUGUACUGUUUGCGUUUAAGCACUGGAGCUAAUGAUGCUGUGGCGACACGAGGUACUGGCGACGCGGUUUGCACCGCACUUGGACAAGUGCCUCGGCAUCUCGCGGCGCAGCGUGCGGGGAGGUACCUCGGUCACGAAUUCGCCCGCGAGCUCGAAUGCAUCGCCCACUCGAUCGUUGCCUACUUGAUACUCAAACAAAUCCCACGUUUGUAUCUUGAAACGACACGAAAUAGCCAUGGGGUCGGGCGUCUCGUCGUCGGCCAAAAUGGUCGUGCUCUCGCACUCGUCGCAGGUGGACGCUGUACGCCGCCUCCUGUGCGUUGACGCCACCGUGCCUAUCAUCACUGAGCUCUUUCCCAUCAACAUCACAUCGCGCUACGCUUUAUUGCAGCAGUGCGAGCUCGCGAUCGUGGCCAUGGACGUCUACUUUGCAUUCUCCGACGUCCUCCUCACGUCGCUUUCGUUCUUAAAGGACAGUCGCAAGACGAUCCGAUGUGCGUCCUUGGAGAGCUACUUUGAGCCGUCGGGUGCCAUCGGGGCCAUUUGCUUUGGCUACGGCACGUGGGUCCCAUCGCUCAACGACAAGGUGCACGCGCUGCAGCAGCUCGUGGCUGCCGGCGCCUGGCUGCCACUGCCAGAAAUGCCCGAGCCGGCGCUGCCUCCGAUAGUGCCGGACACCUAUCAGCACGAUGUGUGCAUACUCUUUGAAGGCGACGCUGGCCAAACCGUCGCUGCUUUCCUGGCUACGCUGACGUCGCAAGGGCUGGCGAUGCCUGAGCGCUGCCAAGUUGUCAAUGCGAGCGAUGCAACUGCGCUCGAAGCCAUUGUAUGUGCCAAGCUCGUGCUGUGCGUCAUCACCGAGUCGUCGCCCACGUCGCCAGCAUACCAACGCGCCCUCGAGGUGGCGCUUGUGACCAAAAAGAGUCUGCUUCCCAUCAACUGCUGCGAGCGCGGCGGCCUCCCCGAGUGGCUGGGCCUCGCGUUUGCAGGGCGGCUUUGGUAUCCGCUGCGCCCAUCCCGUCUGGACGGCAUCUUUACCAAGUAUGCCGAGAUUGACGGAAGCCCGUGCUGCGUGUCCGACUCGUGCACGGCCUCGGACCUCCUCGCGUACGUCCACAGCGCCUUGGUCGACGAGUGUCAUCUCUACGUGACAGAAGAGGCUCGGUUAACGGCGUACGAAGCCGCUGUGCUUCAAGACCGUCAAGCGCAGGCUACUGCCUUGGGUCGUGCUGCGGCGGUGCCAUUGAUGCUACACGGCUGGCAGUUGCCAGCAGAUGCACAACUGCCGCAGCCAAACAUCACGUCGCUCGUGCCUUCAACUGUGAUUACCGACACGGUGCAGUACACGGUAACACGCCUGUCACUAGCGCCGCCACCGGCGAUGGUUGAUGCCCACGGCCUCCCCCGGGCGGCGGUGCAGAUCGAUGCCAUGUUCUCGUACGCAUGGAAGCAGCAGUCGGCCGUGCUGCAGCUGUAUCAGCAAGGCUCGAUCGCCCAUCUCCGUGUAUGGAUGGAUGUCAUGGGCUACAUGAAGGGCAAUAUAUACGCUGCGAUGGCGACCGCCGUCUCGAAUGUCGGCGCCGUCCUCGUUUGCUUAUCGGCCGCCUACAUCGCCUCGAUCAACUGCAAACUCGAGUUCCUGUAUGCCGCGCACUGCCGGACCCCAAUGCUCUUUCUGAUCUUUGACGACGUGGAUCUGGACGCGUUGCCCGAUUGGAUCACGGCCGUCACCGGCGGGUCACUGCCGUUGUACCCUGCGAAUGACCCGAGCCGCAGCCACGUGUUUGCGAUACGAUACGGCGAAGUUGGCGCCCAAGGCAUCCUCUUUAGCCUUCUUCGGUCGCUUGCGGCGGCGCAUGCGGCGGCCCCGCCCCGUGUAUGCCGCGAUGGUACACUGGGCUUAGCCCACGCCACGACAUGGUUCCGCGAGGCACUUGUGGCCCACGAAACAAGCAGUUUGGAGCGGUGCCGCCGCUGCGACGCACCCUUCAACCCGGCAGUGGCAACGCGCUCGUGCCGCGCGCAUGCGGCCUACUAUAUGGGGGGCACGCUUCUUCCAGGGCACUGGGUGUGCUGCAACGAGCCCAAGAGAGACGGUAUUGGCUGCGAGGCCGCCGAACACACGGCACUGGAGCAAACGUGGUACUGCGAUGCGAGCUAUGGCACCUAUACGUGGCAGCCUGUGGUGCGCGAAUAAUGAGAAAGUUUACGUGCACAA